Caenorhabditis remanei is the source of this 741-nucleotide messenger RNA. RefSeq lists its product as uncharacterized. Bases 1 to 741 code for a protein of 246 amino acids. The transcript has 4 exons. NCBI's taxonomy places the organism in Eukaryota, Metazoa, Nematoda, Chromadorea, Rhabditida, Rhabditidae. The record is from RefSeq and is a predicted model, not a curated record.
AUGGGCUCGGCGGAGAGAGCGGUUAGUGGUUUGGUGGCGGAUGGAGUGAUUUGGACGAAAUCGCCUGGCAAAUCGUCUGCCGCCUCUCCAGACAGCCGUCUCAAAAUCCCCCUAUUCGUGCUCGAACCGAAAUCGACACUCGUCCGAAUGAUGUCUGUACUAAUCGAUAAUCAAUCAGUGACCCAAGAAAUUCAACGAGAAAUCGCGGAGAAUAUGAUCAGAGCAUCUGUCGGAUGGGUCUCCUCCUAUACGUUGCUUUGUCUCGUUUUGAGACUUGACGCACAGAAAAUUCGAGAACUGAGUCGUGGAGAGAGGAAGAUUGACGGACUGUCGAGUUACUUGCAGUCAGAAGUUGAGAGUAUUUGUCAGGCGUUGACAUAUAAUAAGGAAUUCUUCGAAAAUUUAAUGGAGAGAAUCGCAUCGCCUGAUAUCGAGCCGACGGACGCGAUAAUCUGUAAAACCGUCGAACGAUGUCUCCUCGAUUUUGUCCGUUUCUCAUCUGAACUUCUUGUUCAUUGUGGUCUUCUGGAUACGCAAAUCGCCCAAUUCGUUCAUAAUACAGACGUUGCAUUGAACGACGCGUUGGCUAUCAUGUCGAUAAACCCCGCCCAACUGAAUCUACCCGGAAAAGCGCAUUAUUGGACGAAAGCGUACAGAAACAACUUGACGUGGAUGACGAGUUUGAAUAAACAUGUGAGUUGGCAAUUUUCAUUAUUAUUUUUCAAUACAAAAAAUAGUUAA